UGACGAUCCUGCCGAUGAAACAACAUUGCGGUUUGUUGUAAACAUGGCUCCAUUCUUGGAAGUCAGUAAGCUAUUUCUCGUCUCUCUUAUUUUAGAUUAUAAUAACGAUUUCACUGCUGUGUCAAUGUUUAAUGCAACUCUUGGUGCUUUACGAAUGAUGGAUGAAGCCAAAGUACUCGGUUCUUCAAGAUGGCGAAAAUCACCCUCUGUUACCAUCGAUUCGUCUAGAUUCAUCUCUAACGUAAGGCCGCCGAAAUAGGCUAAACCAAAGCUGGAAAUGGAGACAGUUACGCCAGUCCAGGCUUUGAAUGAAAUGAUCAAAGGGGAAUUUAUGCUUAAGGCUGGUCGAGUGAACAAAAUCUCAGUGCAUUUUGCUUUGCGGUUACAGGGCAGGCCCCAUUUUAGGAGAUUCAAAUUAUCCAAAGAUUUAAGUUCACUGGAGUGGGACUCACCCCGGAAAGGAAAAGAGAAAUCUGUUGUACCAAUCUCAAUGAUGAUACAGCUUAUUAUUGGGCAAAAGACAAAGGUGUUUGAAAGCUGCCAGGUUCCACAAUAUGAGUGCCUUUCAUUUUCGAUAAUGUACAAGGUCAACAAUGGACCAAUAAGGAGUCUUGAUAUAGUUUGCAAGAGUAGACGUGAGUUUGAUAUUUGGACCUGUGGAAUCCAGGCACUGUUGUCUGGCUUUUCAGAUAUACAAGCUAUGAAUAAGGUGGAUUUUGAAGACUCUCAGGAUCAGACGGAUUCCGGAACUGUAGAGGUUGAGUUUGGGUUGCUGGGACAAGCAACUGUCCAUGUUAAGGAGGAUGCCUGUGACAUUUACACAUGGGGUGAGGGCACCAAUGGCAUGCUGGGACAUGGCGAAGAUACACAGGAAGCCCACCCACAUGUGGUGGAAGCAUUGCUCGGCAAGGACAUCAGGAAGGUGGCAUGUGGCGCCACUCAUACUUUGGCACUUUCAAAGGAUGGCGAAGUCUUUUCCUGGGGUAGUGGUUAUGGUGGUCGCCUAGGCCAAGGUCAUCUACGAGAUCGUUUUACACCCAUUCGAAUCUGUGGUCUGGAAUCCCUUAAUCUCACGCAAGUGGCAUGCAAUGAGUUCCAUUCUGCUGCUGUCUGUGAUAAUGGUGAGCUUUACACUUGGGGGAAGAGUGGGCCACGCCUUGGAUACAAGUGUCACUCCAAGCAGACAAGUCCACGCAUAGUACCUGAUCUUGAGAACGUGAGAAUCACAGGAGUCGCUUGUGGACUCAAGCAUACUCUUGCAUGCUCCAAACAGGGUGCUCUGUUCUCCUUUGGAGAAAAUGACUAUGGCCAACUAGGAAUCCCAGAAGACAAGCUGUUGACUUCUUAUAUUCAGUGUGUCUCAUCUUUGAGUGAGCAUAAGAUCUCAAGAGUAGCAUGCGGCCGCUUUCAUAGUGCGGCACUGGCGGAACAUGGCUCCCUGUGGUUAUGGGGCUGCAAUGAGUCUGGUCAGCUUGGGAAUGGGAACUACACGUCCACUUCCUUGCCUUCAUUGCUAGAGGCAGGAAAUGACCUGAGACACGAUGCAGUCAUGGAGGUGGCUUGCGGAGACCAGCACUCUGCUUUCAUUACAAAAAAAGGGCGAAUGUUCUGUUGCGGAGACAAUACCUACGGUCAACUAGGUGUUCACCUGAAUGACAAUCAGGAUGAUCAUGUGACGUAUAACGUGGCAGUGCGCGUCCGUGUCCCCACAGACUUCAGAUGCGUACACGUGGCGUGUGGAGACUCGCACACGGCUGUUGUUACUGAUGGCGGCGAGAUUUUUACAUGGGGACGAGGCAAAGGAGGUAGACUGGGUCACGGAGACAAUCUCAACAGACACCUUCCCACAGAAAUAGAGAUCGGAAUGGAAGGAAAGCAUGUCCGCGGCGUGUCAUGUGGUCGCGCGCACACCGCUUGCACGGUCACCAGGGCCUGGGUCCCAGACCAGGAAGUGAAAACAUGCAUGGCGUGUAAAACCAGAUUCACGACUGUUAGGAGAAGGCAUCACUGCCGAAAAUGUGGAGGUGUUUUUUGUGGCGCAUGUUCCUCCAAGCGGGUCCCUAUUCUUAGCCUUGGAUAUAGCGCACCGGUAAGAGUGUGUGACAAGUGUAACGCAAUCCUCACACAAGACUCCUGACCCCAUCGUCGAGGUGUAAAAAACAAUACUCCUGACGACGUGUCACGGUGUAAAGCACACCGGUAAGAGUGUGUGACAAGUGUAACGCAAUCCUCACACAAGACUCCUGACCCCAUCGUCGAGGUGUAAAAGAACAAUACUCCUGACGACGUGUCACGGUGUAAAGCACACCGGUAAGAGUGUGUGACAAGUGUAACGCAAUCCUCACACAAGACUCCUGACGCUAUCGUCGAGGUGUAAAACACAAUACUCCUGACGACGUGUCACGGUGUAAAGCACACCGGUAAGAGUGUGUGACAAGUGUAACGCAAUCCUCACACAAGACUCCUGACGCUAUCGUCGAGGUGUAAAACACAAUCCUCCUGACGACGUGUCACGGUGUAAAGAACAUCGGUACAAGUCUCUUGACGCCAUAUCACAAAAUAAAGCAAGCCAAUGAGAGUGCGUGACAAACAUGACUCCUUACUCACGCCUUAUUUUAAUAAACUUAUAGCGUCCCCGGAAUGAAUUGGACUUUGAUUCAUAAUUCUGCAUAAUAUGUUGUUUAUUUUAUGUGAAUUGUUGCAAACAAAUUCUACAAGCAAAAUACUUCCAGCAGUAUCUAAAAUAUAACACAUAUUUGUUUUUCGUACAAGGUUUCUUUGCAUUUUAUAUUAUAUUUUAUUUGAGAAAACACUUUUUUAUGAGAACCCUUUUUAUAAGAACGUCAACCAUCCUAAGACAUCGCCAAUUUUUAAGAACAUACUAUGAACAUACCGAGUCAAAAUCGUUCAUAACACCAUAUCAUUGCUAUUGAUCAUUUAUGUAAUUCUCUUAUAUUUUUAUUUACACUAAAAUUUAAGAACACCGUUAAGAACAUUUUUAGCCAUUUUAGUCUUAACUGAAAAUUAGACGUUCUUAUAAAAAGAGUUAUUCAAGAUUACAAUUCCAUAAUUAUACUUUUCUCCUUUACUAAUGCAGACCUAGCAUUACACCGAGGAUGUACCAAAUUUUGUCUCAAUCAUUUUCGCCUUAGUCCUUCCUAGUUAUAUAUAUUUUGUUUACAAAUGUGAAUGAGCGUUCUACUUGUUCAAAGCGUAUAUAACAAAACGGUUCGUGUAACACUCCGCCAUUCAAUAUUUUGGUAUUUUAUAAAGUAAAAAAAUAGAAUUUGAACGUGAUUUCAAUUUUAAACUUCCCUUAUAGAAAUCAAAAGUCAAAUUCAGCACCUAUUUUAUUAAUUUUUGAUUUCUUAUUUUGCGAUUUAAAAUCGAAAAUCAAAUAACAAUUCUAGUCCGUGUAACCUGGUAACACUCUGCCAUUCAGUAUUUUAAUGAUUUUUAAAGUAUUUUUACUAUAAUUUUUAUUUUGGAAUAAUUUCAAGGCUUCACAUUUCUAUUUUUGGCCUUUAAAAAUCGAAAAAUAAAUAACAAGUAUCAUUAUUCGAUUUUUGAUUUGGAAAUUAAUCUCAAUCGAAAUAAACUAAUUUUAAUAUUUGUUAAAUAUUCGUGUUUUAUUUUCAUUACAUUUACUCGUAUGGGCGUCCGUUAAAGGUUGUACAUUUGGGAUGGGAGGGACUAUUACUUAUUUUGUCAGAAAUAUUUAUAUCAGGGGGAGGCAAGGCAGGUCUCUGGCAAUAUUUAGUUAGGGGCUCCCAAAAAAUGAAAAUUUGUUCCCAAUUUCCCGGUUUAGUACUAAACUAUGCUAUGCCAAACCUCUCCCUGUAAAAACAUACAGAGUUGUAUUCACAUUUCAUCAAACAGUUUUGUCGAUUUACUUCGUUUAUACAUAUUUCUCAAAUUCUCGUCGAUAUCACGAGUCGAAGGCAUGCCUUACGCAAGAAUAUGUAUAUUCCUUGGAGAACAAAAUCUUUUUAAGCCCCUCUCUGAGCAUUCACGCUGCACGCCAUAAUUAUCAACCAAGACAUCCCUAACCUGAGAUAACGUGUGAUUGUUUUGCUCGACAAGGUAUCUACUGAGGUACCUUGAUACUAUACAGCCAAAACAUCGCAACGGUUCCCUAGUUAGAAUAUAAUAUACAUUUUAGGGGCAGCCCCCCCCCCCCUUCCCCCCCGAAGCCUACACGCGUUAGAUUACAUACCAAAAUAGAAAAACGGAUAUUGAAAUGAGUUCAAUUAUAAUUAUUCAUUCUAAAGAGGGAAUCAAAAAAUCGAAUAACGGUAUCUAUUAUUACUUUAAAACACAAAUAAUAAAAAAAAGUCUUAUUUUCUUACGGAACUUUUAAAUUAAAAAAUCGCCAUUUCUUUUUUAACCUAUUAUUCUGAAAAGCGUCAGAUAUUGAAUGGCGGAGUGUUACCCAGGUACUUCUUAUUUAAUCUUCGAUUUUAAAACACAAAAAUGAAAUCAAAAAUUAAAAACGAUGGCUUGGAUUUGAUUUCAGAUUUCUAAAACGAAAAUUUAGAAUGAAAAUCUCGUUCGAAUUUUAUUGUUUUACUUUAAAAAGAACUCUAUUGAAUUUGGCGAGUGUUACACGGACCACGAAUGCUCAUCAAAAUCUUUGAAUGAACGAAUUCUGCAUUCAAGAUUACUUGACCCAAAAGAUACCUUAGCGAUCCCGUAAUGAUGACAGGCGGAAAUAAUUAUUACUUAUUCGCAACUAUACAGAAUAUUGAAAUCUAUAUCUUUACUUUGACAUAUACAAAAUGUAGAAUCUUUGACAUGGAUAUUAAAAAAAAAAGGUAAAAGCCUC
Messenger RNA from Nematostella vectensis (starlet sea anemone), 4825 nucleotides. RefSeq names its product ultraviolet-B receptor UVR8. Bases 278 to 2137 code for a protein of 619 amino acids. Gene Ontology annotation, molecular function: metal ion binding. The transcript has 18 exons. The record is from RefSeq and is a predicted model, not a curated record. NCBI's taxonomy places the organism in Eukaryota, Metazoa, Cnidaria, Anthozoa, Actiniaria, Edwardsiidae.